This is a messenger RNA of Brassica rapa (field mustard), 1324 nucleotides long. Its product is annotated as kunitz trypsin inhibitor 5. The record is from RefSeq and is a predicted model, not a curated record. Gene Ontology annotation, molecular function: endopeptidase inhibitor activity. NCBI's taxonomy places the organism in Eukaryota, Viridiplantae, Streptophyta, Magnoliopsida, Brassicales, Brassicaceae.
AGGUUGAACCAUUUGAAAUUUUUAAAUUGCGGGUGCAGAUCGAAAUUAUUUUGAGUGGGGUGCAUGCGGAUCAGCCGAAUUUGAAUCGCGGAUACCCACCAACCCGCAAAUUAAAAAAAAAAUAUUUUACAUAAAAUAUAUAAAAAACAAUAAAUAUUUAUAUAAUUUUAAUUAUAAAUAUAUUAUUUUAAUAGUAUUUUUUAAAAAUAACUAUUAUAUAAAUAAAAAAUAAUUAUUUUUAAUUAAAAUAAUUAUUAUAUAAUUAGAAAAUAAUCAUUUUUAAUUAGAAUAAAAGUUUUAUAAAAGUUUUGGCGGGACGGAUACAGAUAUAAAAGUUUUUGUUUGUGGAUUAUGUGGAUCGAGUUUUUGUAUCGAAAAAAUGAUUCAAUCUGCGGCGGGGCGGAUCGGGGCGGGUUGAGCCGCGAAUCCAGCACUAAGCAUUAUCACCAGUCAAAGAAGAGAAGGAUUUCGUCAUGGAUGAUCGAAAUAUGACGUUAUGCCUCGUGGCGAGCUUUGACAAUUCUCAAGUCAACGAAAUUAUUUUGUGCUCGACCACUACACUACUACAACGCAUUUUUUGAUCAAAUCAUAUAAAGUUUGACUUCGUAAAUGAUACGAACGGCCUAUAAAUAGAAUCUCAUCUCUCAUCUCGUUUUCAACUCAUUCUCGAAAAGUUUCCAUAAAAAGAAAGUUUCCCACAAUGUCAUCACUUCUCUAUAUCUCCCUCCUCUUAGCCGUCUUUAUCAGCCACACCACGGAAGCCGCUCUCGAACCAGUAACCGACAUCGACGGUGGACGUCUCACAUCAGGCACCAAAUACUACAUCUUGCCUGUGCUCCGCGGUCGCGGCGGCGGACUAACCAUGUCCAAACCCGAAAACAAAACAUGUCCUAAAAGCGUUAUCCAAGACCCAUACGAAGUCUCCAAAGGCCUACCGGUUGAAUUCUCACCAUCAGACAACUCAAGAAUCAUCCGCGUCUCAACCGAUCUCAACUUCAAAUUCUGCGCGGCUUCUGUCUGGAACUUGGACAAUUACGAUGAGACCACGAAUCAGUGGUUCGUUACAGCUUGUGGCGUUGCAGGGAAUCCUGGUCAGGCAACGGUUGAUAACUGGUUCAAGAUCGAGAAGUACGAAGAUGAUUACAAGAUCGUGUUUUGUCCAACUGUCUGCAACUUCUGUAAAGUCAUGUGUAGAGACGUUGGUGUGUUUGUGCAAGAUGGGAAGAGAAGACUUGUUCUAAGUGAUGUUCCACUAAAAGUUAUGUUCAAAAAAGCAUAGUUACAACAAUGUAACCUUCUAUAAUAAUAAUUGAUUUUUUUCUUA